AUGGAGGACAUACCAACUCUGGGGGCCCUGGAGGUGGUGGACCAGCCGCUUUGUCCUCUGACUGGACGGACUCUGACAGAGGGAGCAGCUGACUGUGCAGCUUCUUCACAGAAUGCUGAUUCUGGAGUGAACAGGACGGCUGUGACUGAAGUCCAGAAGAUGGACAGAGCAGAGUCUGAGGCUCUGAACAGGGACCAGUCCAGACCUCCAGACCUCAGAGCUGGUCCGGGUCCAUCAGACACAAAGAGCAGAGACAGCAGCUCUGGCUCUGCUGGAACCAUGUUAGUGAUGGAGAAAUGUCUUCACAGAGGGAGGAAGAGGAGUGGUGUCUGGGAGGAGGAGCAGCUGUCCAGCUGUGCUUUGUGUCAGGACGUCCUGAAGGAUCCAGUCUCUACCAGCUGUGGACACUGGUUCUGCAGACAGUCCAGCAGCUCAUACUGGGACCAGUCUGCCCUAUCAGGGCACCCCCCCUGUCCCCAGUGUGGAGAAAGAACCAUAACUGUAGCA
This is a messenger RNA of Menidia menidia (Atlantic silverside), 507 nucleotides long. The record is from the annotation of a GenBank genome assembly. Lineage: Eukaryota; Metazoa; Chordata; Actinopteri; Atheriniformes; Atherinopsidae.